Messenger RNA from Oreochromis aureus, 3971 nucleotides. It is a transcript of the gene dus1l, whose product is annotated as dihydrouridine synthase 1-like (S. cerevisiae). The transcript has 14 exons. The coding region runs from base 94 to 1566 and encodes 490 amino acids. The record is from RefSeq and is a predicted model, not a curated record. Gene Ontology annotation, molecular function: tRNA dihydrouridine synthase activity. NCBI's taxonomy places the organism in Eukaryota, Metazoa, Chordata, Actinopteri, Cichliformes, Cichlidae.
AAAAGCGGGGAAACUAAAAAAGGUUUCCGGCCGGCGGUAUUUCGCUGUUACACAUAGUUGGAAAGUGCUACGCCAGGACUACAGUCAGCUGUGAUGGCCAAACUUCAGGGCUUUGAGUUUUGGAGGAAAACUCUGAAGGAGGCACGCUAUGUGGUGGCUCCCAUGGUGGACCAGAGCGAGCUGGCUUGGCGUUUGCUUAGCCGCCGGCAUGGUGCUCAGCUUUGCUACACCCCCAUGCUGCAUGCUCAGGUGUUUGUCCGUGACGCCAACUACAGGAGGGAAAACCUCUACAGUGAAGUUUGUGAGGAGGACAGGCCUCUUAUUACACAGUUUUGUGCCAAUGAUCCAGAGGUGUUCCUUCAGGCAGCUUUGCUGGCUCAGGAUUAUUGUGACGCCAUUGAUCUCAACCUGGGCUGUCCACAGAUGAUCGCUAAGAGAGGACACUAUGGAGUUUUUCUACAAGAUGAAUGGGACCUUUUGGAAAAAAUGGUCAGCUUAGCCAACGAAAAGCUCAAAGUGCCAAUCACGUGCAAGAUCCGCGUAUUCAAGGAGGUUGAAAAGACAGUCCGCUAUGCCCAGAUGCUCGAGAAAGCUGGAUGUCAGCUGCUGACAGUGCACGGCAGAACCAAAGACCAGAAAGGCGCCAUGACAGGUAUCGCUAGCUGGGAGCACAUAAAGGCUGUACGGCAGGCGGUAAAUAUUCCAGUAUUUGCUAAUGGCAACAUCCAGCACCUCAGUGAUGUGGAGCGCUGCAUUCAGGAAACAGGCGUGCAGGGAGUGAUGAGUGCAGAGGGGAACCUCCAUAACCCAGCGCUGUUUGAAGGCCGCAGCCCCCCGGUGUGGGAAAUGGCUGAGGAGUAUCUAGAGGUGGUGAAGCGGUAUCCUCCAUGCACUCUGUCCUACGUUCGAGCCCACCUCUUCAAGCUCUGGCAUCACACGCUGCAGAUCCACCAGGACCUGAGGGAGGAGUUGGCCAAGGUGAAGACCCUGGAGGGUUUGGCUGACGUUAGCAAACAGCUGAGACUUCGCUGUCAGGAGGAGAUAGCCAAAGGAAAAGAUUCAGAAGAUAAAGAAAGCGGACUUCCUUUCCCCCGCUGGAUCUGUCAGCCAUAUGUCAGACCAGUGCCAAAGGAGACUGUUACCAAUGGUAACAGCCAGGAGUCAGUGGUGAAGAAGACAGUUUGUCAGAAGAGGGCACUGGAGGACUGUGAUGGAUCAGCUGACACACUCUCCAAAAACAAGCAGAAGAAGAGAUCCCGCAACCCCAAAAAGAACUUCUGCCCCGAACAGAAACCCAAAUACAUCAAAUGUGAACAAUGUGGUAACCCAAAGGGAAAUAAGUGCGUCUUCAGCUUGUGUCGAGGCUGCUGUAAGAAGAAAGCUUACAAAGAAGUGGCAGACUGUCCAAGCCACGGGCUGAGGUUCAAGACUAAGGCAGAGAAACGGAAAGCAGAGGAGAAGGAGCAGGCAGAGAGAUCCACAACAGAGGUGGAGACAAGUGACCGCAUUCCUCAGCCUCUGCAGGAUUCAAGAAGGGAACUGGAGGAGCCUCUGCCGCUGCUAUGAGCAGGACUGCAGCCAUCUCUGCGUGCACAAACCACACACUCACUGGAGGGUGGAAGCAGUGCAUGCAGUAGUCAGUACAUACUGUGUACACAGCUGCUAAGUAGUCUGUUUGGUGAAGUGUGGACAUCAAUCAACAGACCAAAAAAUAAAGCUUAUUUUUAUGUAAAAGGGAUUUCUAGGUGAAUAAGCAGUUGGGACGGGGGACUGGACUUCUGAAAAUGCAAUGGUUCAAAUAUAAUUUAUUUAUUUUUUACAUUUUUUUUAAGGAUAGAUAUUAUAAAGACAUUAUUUUGCCUAAAGUUGUUGGUGAGUCUUCACAGGGAAAGAUUUAGUAACUUGUUGGUAGCAGAUGUGUUAUACACACAUGUAGAUGCUGCAUUGCUCAACUGCUGUUCACUGGAACACUGCCAACAUAUAUAUACAUAUAUAUACAUAUAUUGCUCAGGGAGAGCACGGUCUCCUUUUGCUUAUUUCUCUGUGGAAGCAGAACACAGAGCUUCUAAGUACUUGAACUGUAAAAUGAUUCUGAAGCAGUUUGGUUUGUUUCAAAUGCUGCAACUGUACUUAUGGUACGAGAUGUUUAGUCAAAUAUAAAUAGCAUUGUGUGCUUGAUUUUGUAUCUACAACUCAAGCACACACGUUAAUGUCUGUCACAUUAAUGCUUUGAAGCAUUCUGAUAAGUUAGGACUACCUAACCCAUCAUAGGGACUGAUAAGUGUCAUUUUCAGACUCUGAUACAUUACUUUGAUUAAAGCGUUCAUCUUCUUGUUCAAACAUGACAGAAUUCAUCUUAAUUCAGUCAGGAGAAGUAAAAUAUCACAAAACCAGUUCUCACAAGUGGAACUUUACUUAUUUCUUAGUUUUGGCAUCCAUUUAAAAUAAGUGGUGUUUCAUACAGGAGCUGGUCAGAAGCCUUAGUAUCACCUGAGCAAGCUCUUCUGACAAGACUGGAUGCAGCAUCUACCUGUCUAUAUGUGGUUUAAUUAAAGUCACGAAUGUGGUUACUUUCUUUAUUUUGCAUUAACAUUAGCCCAUAGUGCAUUUACUGUGUGCCUUUUGAAUGAAAAUAUCACUGUCUGUCCAGAACUUAUGCAUAAAGGACAGAAUUCAGCGCUCCCUCUGCUGCUGAGUAAAACAUGCUCACCCUGAAAUUUAAAGGUGCUGCUUGUGUAUACAGGGUAAUAAGGUACAAUGGACAUCAAAGAGGAUGUGUGUUUUGUGGUAGUUAGCCCCACGUUGUCAAAGGUUGGGGGCAAUUGUAAAUUUGGCAACACAGAUGAACAAAUAUGUAGAUUUUUAUCUGUAAUGGAUGGAGCUAUAAUGAAGUCACCCUCUGGUUUCUUGACUCUGAAUUUUUGAAAAUACAUUUUAAUUCUUCCCAUUUCAAUUUAAAAGAAAAUCUUUUUGGGUGGAAGAGUUAAGUUGUGAACUAGCUCUGGUUUGGUUAGCAAGCUUCAUCCACAUGCAUAUAGCUCUCACACAAACCUACUAAUUAGGUAAAGGAGUCAUAAAUUGCACUCAAAAGCCUUUAGCACAAACUUCUUGGUCUAAUGCCAUUUAAAAUCCUUCGAAAGGUGCAAAACUCACAAAAAUGCUAAAUCCAGGUACCUCGGAGUAAAGGAGUAAAUGGCCUGUAUUUGUAUAGCGCUUUUCUAGUCCCUAAGGGCCCCAAAGCGCUUUACACAACCAGUCAUCCACCCAUUCACACACUGGUGAUGGCAAGCUACAUUGUAGCCACAGCCAUCCUGGGGCGCACUGACAGAGGCGUAACAGGACUCCUGCUCAACAUUGUGGUCAAGUCCCCAAUGUUAAGUCUUACAGGUGUUCAGAUUCAUUUUUAAGAGGAAAAAUGUAUUGAAACUACAAUAAAGGUCCAAACCAUUUUUACAGCAGACCCUAAAUGCACUUUUUAAUAUUGUGAAGCAUUUUAGCAAAGGUGUUUGGUGACUGACGGCCUCAAGUGGCGAAUCCAGGAACUGCAAUUUUUGGCUUCAUGUUUUCAGCUUGCCGUUUGGUUGGCACUGAUGUCUUUGUCUCCUUGGUAACUAUCUUGUUUACUAACAGAACAACCUAAGCAAGCCCCAAAAAUGCUUUAACUAAUUUCGAUAAAUAUUUAUUACUUGUGCCCUAAAAUAGCCGGAAAGCCUUUACUGUUAUGGGACAUUUAACAUUCAUUAAAAAAAACCAAAACUGAAUUCUGAUUGCAGCCUCCAGUAGCUUCCUGUUUACGUUUUUUUUUUUUUUUUUUUUUAAAUUUAUAACAAAUCGGUAAACCUGUAUCGGUUUUAUUUCCUGCUUUUCAUAUUGGUUUUUCUUAUAGCCUUUGCAGCCAGUACAAUGUGGUAUUUUAAAGCAAGGUGUGUCAUCUAUGCUAACAUGAAUUGUGUUUAUAAAAAUAAACAAUA